Messenger RNA from Belonocnema kinseyi, 2855 nucleotides. It is a transcript of the gene Rgk3, whose product is annotated as GTP-binding protein RAD. Gene Ontology annotation, molecular function: GTP binding; GTPase activity; calcium channel regulator activity. Gene Ontology annotation, cellular component: plasma membrane. The transcript has 7 exons. Bases 645 to 1919 code for a protein of 424 amino acids. The record is from RefSeq and is a predicted model, not a curated record. NCBI's taxonomy places the organism in Eukaryota, Metazoa, Arthropoda, Insecta, Hymenoptera, Cynipidae.
CGAUCCGCUCUCGCAAGUGAAAUUCUAUAAGCUUAUUCGCAAAUAAGUUCCGGUCAAUUCUCGAUAAUAAUAUGUCACGUGAGGUUCGAAAUUUCAGGACCGUUAUAUAUCAAAAGUGAUUUUACUUUUAUAAAAGAAAUCGAGCAUUGGUUGCACAAUUUUUCGAAAAAGAUACCUUUUUGUUAUCGCCUGCUAUACACAAAAGAAGAUUAAAAAUUGAUACAAAUGGAUACUAACCGAGUUCCAAUUCCUUUAAUUUUAUUCUCACGUGAGAAAAAAUAAAAAUCGAGAAUAAAAAUAUCAGAAGCCAAAAAAAAAAUUCUUAUCUGAGAUUGGUGGCACCUUACAAAAGAUAUUCAUAAACUCUCGAGAAUCCAAAGCGUUUUAAUUAGAAACUCUUGGAAGAUCGUUCCAAACACUCAACAAUUUGUUAUUUUGGAUUAGUGAUAAUUCAAGUACUUUUAAAAAGUUUUCUCUACAAUAUUUAUUUUCAAUUUGUUUUUUCUUUUUGUUUGGAGGGAAAAAGUGUGUGGAUUGAAGUUCUUAAUAGAAAUAAAUUGUCUUAACCUUAGUAGUAAAGAAAAUUGUGUUGACUUUAAGAAAAGGAAAAUAUAGUGCUGCCCGGAAAAGUCUUCCAGUAUAUAAUGGCUGAAGAAAAUCUUAGAAGGAAAACUCGGUCAGCUUCAAUCUGCGCCCCAGGAUUUUCAAGUAUGGAAAAAAUGAUAGAUUCUAUACCACCUUCCGGUUUAAAGGAAAGGGAAAGAGAAAACGGAAGUGGAACACCGGAAGGCAGCACACCAAUUCGAAAACGCCGACCCGCCACGAGGUCUCAAAGUGCUAGAGUCACCACCGGAGGCAAAAGUAUUCGACGAAGAGCUGCAGCCCAAGCAGCAGCUCAACAUCAUCAUCAUGAACCAACGAUGAAAUCUACUCAUUGCAGCAGUGAACCCAGGCUGAAUGAAAAUGACGUCAGUCCCGGAUUUAGGAGAAGAGGAAGUAGAAGAGGUCAAAGUAUGCAUCACACUCAUCAUAGGAAGAGUAAUGCAUUUCUCGAUGUUCCCGACGGUUCUGUCCAAAUGCCUCAGAGAGAAGAAGGCGAAGAUGAGGACAGUUAUAGACUUAGAAGUUUCAGUCUCACCAGCAAAGGUGUAAUAAACAGAGGGGACUCUUUUAGGAGAAGAAGGUCGAGGUCGAAUUCCCUGGCACCAGCCGAUCAAGAAAUGGUACCAAAACCAGUUUCACCUCCCAAGGAAGUUAUUUCCUACACGGUAGUCAUAUUAGGAGCAAGGGGGGUUGGAAAAACAGCCCUUAUCAGCCAAUUUAUGACGAGCGAGUGUAUUAAUGCCUACGAUCGUCAAAGAGAUUUACCUAGCGAGCAGUCCGUAUUUGUAAUGCUGAACGGCGAGGAAAGCGAACUCAAAUUCUACAAUAUUACUAAUCCAAAGAGUGAACUGGAAAAAGUACCGAAGCCAGAUGCCUUCAUCCUUAUGUAUUCUGUGAUAGACAAGUCAUCGUUUCAAAGAGCUCAAGAACACUUAGCUCGCCUUCACGACCAAGACCUCUUGCGAGGAAGACCAGCCAUCUUAGUGGGAAACAAAGUUGAUUUAGUUCGGUCUAAAGUGGUUUCACCCGAAGAUGGAAAAUGUGUGGCGUGCACUUACCGCAUAAAAUUUAUUGAGAUUUCUGUGGGAAUUAAUCACAACGUUGACGAUCUCUUGGUUGGAACCCUGAGCCAAAUUCGAUUGAAUGUCGUUCAAGGACAUUUGGACAACAGAACCGGAAAUGGGGAAAGCAGUGGACGCUGGUACAAAUCCAGAGGCGUAGUUCGAGCCAGCAUGAAAGCAAGACAAAUGCUCACAUGGCUCUUCGGCAAAGAAGACAGUAAAUUUAAAAAUUGCGAAAACCUCCAUGUCCUUUAAAAUUGAUAAAUGUCAAGAAAAUUCUUUUAUCAAUACACUCCCGUCGAAAAUAAUCGAGACAGUUUGCGCAAACGGUACCAAAAAUUACUGAAGUCUUUGACACACGAUAAGUCGGUCCGUAAAAAGCUAGAAGUUUUUUAUUUAAUUUUUAGAAAAGUCUUUAAAUUCCAGGCCAAAUGACCACUCAAAAAGAAAUUUCUGACUCUUUACAGAGGAUAAAUCGGGUGAGAAAAUGUUGUUUAAUAAUUCAAUAAUUUCUGAAAUUUUGUACCUCUAAUUCAACUGGAGCUGCAUCCUGGAAAAGUUAAGAAAAAAAUAUGAAAUUUACAAAACUUAAUGUUUGAAAUUCUGCUUCUAAUUUAAGCCGGAAAAAAUAAAAAAAUCUUAAAAGGUUCCCGAGUUAUGCCUUAAAAUGUCCAAGCAUAUCUGCGCCGAGUUUCAGUCGGCAAUCGCAACCUUCUCCGAGACUUUCUUGAAAUCUGUACCUCAACUUAAACUUAUAAAAGUUUCGAAAAAAAACCUAAAUUUUCUAGGGCUUCGCAUCUAAAAUCUUGGCUUGAAUUUAGGAUAAGAAAACUUAAGAAAAUUAAAUGAAUUACUGAGUUAUCACUGAUAAUGUCCAGGCGUUUUCAGUCCGAGUUUCAGUCGGUAAUCAUCACUUUGACUUUCGGAAGUUUCGGGAAAAAACUAAAAUUCACUAACAAUUCAGUAAAAAAAUUAUUGUACCAACGAUAACAUUUCAUGAAAAAUCAAAAAUUACUUUAGUUUUUUUUCAAAAAAAUUAAUUUGCAGUUUCGAAGAUUUCAAAAUAUAUUUACAGGUUUGCAGAAGGUAGAAACGCAAUUUAAAUCAUGAGAAUAUUUGAAAAAUUUUUAACAGAAUGUUCAAGAUAUAUUGAAAGAAGCAAAAAAAAAUAACAAAUAAUUUGAAAGUUAC